AUGAGUUGCAAAAUAAACUCCUUAAGCCCACCAUUUCCAUGCAAAUUGUGCACCAAGAAAUCAAAGUUUAGAAGAAGAAGAAGCACUAUCUUCUUUUCCUUUUCAAGUGAAAAACAGGAAAAUACCAUUUCCACAAGCAUUGAACCCUCAACAACCGAGUCUUACACUGUCAGUUUCAAGACAGAAAAGGGUUGCAAGCUUGGAAUUUCAAGGUAUCCUGACUUUGAGUAUGAUGCUGAAGGGGGAAUAGGAACUGGAGUUGGUGCGAAGGUCACAGAGAAUUCAACCGAAAAUGACCUUCCUGUUUCAUUUGAUCUUGAAACUUUGUAUAUUCCACCACUAACAAGUUCUACAACCAAGUUUCUUGGAUUGCCAUUGCCACCAUUUUUGAAGAUUGAUAUAGUUCCACAAGCAUUCCAAGGAAGUAUUAACCAAGAAUCUGGCAAGUUAUAUUUAGUUGCUUCAGUUAAAGUUCUUAAUCUUGGGUUGACUUUGGCAAAACAGAAAGUAUAG
Cajanus cajan (pigeon pea) is the source of this 513-nucleotide messenger RNA. NCBI's taxonomy places the organism in Eukaryota, Viridiplantae, Streptophyta, Magnoliopsida, Fabales, Fabaceae. The record is from RefSeq and is a predicted model, not a curated record.